Molecule: messenger RNA, 7395 nt
Organism: Anopheles stephensi (Asian malaria mosquito)
Lineage: Eukaryota; Metazoa; Arthropoda; Insecta; Diptera; Culicidae
Gene: garz
Product: Golgi-specific brefeldin A-resistance guanine nucleotide exchange factor 1
Exons: 7
Coding region: 346-6627 (2093 amino acids)
Biological process (GO): regulation of ARF protein signal transduction
Molecular function (GO): guanyl-nucleotide exchange factor activity
Source: RefSeq, a predicted model, not a curated record
CAAACUGAGACAAAUUUUGGUCCAUUAAUAUUUAUUACAGGCAUUCUCUGCUCUUAGAACAAACGGAAACGGUAGAUUUCUAUUCCGACGGUUCGCUGCCGGCAUGUCAUCGAACAGUCUGCGAUGACAACCUUCGACCCUUUGUUAUGGAAAAGAGAAGAAGGGAAACAACGGCCCGGAGGAGGCAACAGGCAACGGAGAAAAAAUAGUAAACGUCACUACUGUGAGUUGGAAGUUAUGGUGGAAGUAGGAAAAAAGUGACACAAAUUCAAUUUACCCAAAGAAAUUCGCUCGCCUGGUGCCCGUCCCGUGCUCCGUUGGCCAGCUGUUGGCCCCCUGGCAACAAUGUCACCACCUGGGAAUGGAAUAUUCGUCGUGCGGGGUGAAAUGUCCACCCUGACGACGGCAAUGCGCCGCGGGUCAAGGUGGAGCUUCAACACGUACCAGGACGAUGACAAGGAUGUGCUGUUGAAGAGUUUCCAGGAGCUAAAAGAGGUGCUGCUCCAGGUGGAAGAUCUUCGCCUGGUGGAACCGAACGCGUUUCUCGCGCCGUUUCUGGACGUGAUACGAUCGGAAGAAACGACGGGCCCCGUCACCAGCCUUGCCCUGUCAGCCGUGAACAAAUUUUUGUCCUAUGGGCUGAUCGACCCAACACACUCGACGCUUGCUGCCACGGUGGAAAAUAUUGCCGAUGCGGUGACGCAUGCACGGUUCGUCGGUACGGAUCAAACCUCGGACGGGGUGGUACUGAUGAAGAUCAUACAGGUGCUACGCACGCUGGUGCUCAGCCCGGAGGGCAGUGCACUGUCGGAUGAGAGUAUGUGCGACAUCAUACUAAGCUGCUUUCGGUUGUGCUUCGAGCCACGGCUGAAUGAAUUGGUGCGACGGACGGCGGAAAAUGCGCUGAAGGAUAUUGUACUGCUGCUGUUCAUGCGGUUGCCGCAGUUCGUGGAAGGUGGCAGCUACAACACACUGAAGACGCUGAAAAUGCGUUCCAGCUCGAUGGAUCAAUCCGGCAAGCGAAGAAAGUACAGCAAAUCGAGCAUGAAAGAAGAAGCCAAGCCUGCCGCCACAACCGUACCUAGCUCUACUGCAACAGUUCAGCCAGCGGUGCCGAAGAUUGUGACACCGGCCUGUGCGGAGGAUGCAGCAAAUCAGCAAACCGGAUCGGGAGAGGAACCAGUCACACCGGUAAUGCUUACGGCGCCCAACCGGCUCAAGCCCCUACCACUGUCCACCACACCAGCCACCCCGGCGGGAGUUAUUGUGGAUUUGCAGGGCUCUAUUUCUCAAACGCCCAAAGCUCCUGCAACGUCGGAAGCGUCAGUAACAACGGCCGAAGAUGGCAGUUCCGUCGUUGAGAGCGAACAGGAAGCGGCUCCACUGCAGACGACCGACGAACCGGCACCAACCGAUCCAUCGUUUGUGAAUUCUGUUGGCGUUCGUUUUACGUCCCAGCAGCAGGACGAGGAGAUUCCGCCGGUAGCGGGCGCGCCAUCCGUGUCACACGUCCCAUAUGGUCUGCCGUGCAUACGGGAGCUGUUCCGUUUCCUGAUUUCCCUCUGCAAUCCAAUGGACAAGCAAAAUGGGGACGUUAUGAUUCACAUGGGGUUGACGCUGCUGACGGUAACGUUCGAGGUGGGCGCCGACAGCAUCGGUCGGUACGAUUCGUUGCUCGCGAUCGUGAAGGACGAUCUGUGUCGCAAUCUGUUCGCACUGCUCGCCACCGAACGGAUAUCGAUCUUUGCUGCCGGGCUGCAGCUUUCGUUUCUGCUGUUUGAAUCGCUCCGGGCGCAGCUAAAGUUCCAGCUCGAGCACUACCUCACCCGGGUGGCGGACAUGAUCAUGAACGACAGCCCCCGGAUACUGUACGAGGCGCGGGAGCUGGCCAUGGAUAAUCUGCUGCAGCUGUGGCGCAUACCGGGCUUUGCAGCCGAGCUGUACAUCAACUACGAUUGCGAUCUGUACUGCUCCAAUCUGUUCGAGGACCUAACCAAGCUGCUGUCGAAAAAUACGCUCUCGGCAACGCAGGCCAUCUACAGCAUCCACACGCUGUCGAUGGACGCACUGCUGACGAUCGUCGAAUCGAUCGAAAGGAAUUGCGUGCAAGCGAAAAAUGGCCAGAAACCGAAAUACAUGCGACACUCGCGAAACAAUUCCUAUGCUACGGCGAAGCUCGUGCUAGAUGCGUCCGCCGGGAUUGGUACGCCACCGCCGGCACCGGCGCCGCCACCGCCUGCCCGGGACACCAGUGGGCAGGUAGCGCUCGAGCUGGAGGAAGCUGACCCGGAAGAUCCGUGCGGUACUGCAGAACCGGCCGUACUAGUGGAGAAUAUUAGCAAAUUUCUACACUCUAGUCAGGGUGAUCGAUUAAGCCGGGGAGCGAUCGUUGGUGGCGCGUCCGGUGGCGAUGAGCCCACCGUCGACGGUGCAACCCUUCCCGAAGCAUCGCCACAGAAGCUAACGCACGAAGAGCUAGCGGCGAUCAAGCGCAAGAAGCGCCUGCUCACGCAGGGAACUGAUCUGUUCAAUCAGCGACCCGAGAAGGGCAUACAAUUUCUGCAGGAAAAUGGACUGCUGAACGCGGUGCUCGAUCCACAGGAGGUGGCCCAGUUUUUGCGUGAAAAUUCGGGCCUGGACAAGAAGAUGAUUGGCGAGUACAUUAGCAAGAAGAAGAACGUGGAAAGCCGCAUCCUGGAGGUGUUUGUGAAAUCGUUCGACUUUGCCGGAUUGACCAUCGAUCAGGCGCUUCGGCUGUACCUGGAAACGUUCCGGUUGCCCGGUGAAGCGCCGCUGAUUUCGCUCGUGAUGGAACAUUUCGCCGACCAUUGGCAUGAAUGCAACAACGAACCGUUCGCCAACACGGACGCUGCCUUCCGUCUGGCGUACGCAGUGAUCAUGCUCAACAUGGAUCAACACAACCACAAUGCGAAGCGCCUCAACGUACCGAUGACGGUCGAUGAUUUCCUGCGCAAUCUGCGCGGUUUAAAUGGGAAUUCGGACUUUGAUCAGGACAUGCUUUCCAAAAUUUACCAUUCGAUAAGAAACGAAGAAAUCAUCAUGCCCGCCGAACAGACGGGGUUAGUGCGCGAGAACUACCUAUGGAAGGUGCUGCUGCGCCGUGGAGCAACGAAGGACGGUAUCUUCCACCACGUCUUUGGCCCACAGCACGACCGGGAGCUGUAUCGCGUUAUUCAGGGCUCAACGCUGGCCGCGCUCAGCUUCGUGUUCGACAAAUCGCUCGAUAACGUGCCACUGUACCAGAAAGCCAUCGGCGGCUUCAUGAAGUCGGCCGCCAUUGCAGCACAUUUCCAGCUGCACGGUGACUUUGACGCACUCGUCCUAACGCUGUGCAAGUUUACGACGCUCCUAACGCCACCGCCGAACGAUGCGAACGAAAUCGCGGCCAGCGUUAUGUUUGGCCAGAACGUAAAGGCCCAGCUCGCCAUGCGCACCGUGUUCGGGCUGAUACACGAGCAUGGCGAUUGUAUGCGCGAGGGCUGGCGGCACACGACGGACGUGCUGUUGCAGCUGUUCAAGCUGAAGCUGCUGCCCAAAUCCCUAAUGGAGGCGGAAGAUUUCUGCGAAGCGAGCGGCAAGGUGACGCUGCUGCGCGAACCGAACCCGCUGCCCAAGACGGAAGCGGGGCUGUUCAGCUCGCUGUAUUCGUACCUGGCGAACGACGGCCAACGGCAACCUUCGUACGAAGAGCAGGAAGUGAUCAAACUGUCGCGCAAGUGCAUUCGCGACUGCCAGAUCGAGCAGAUCGUGAACGAGUCCAAGUUUUUGCAGCUAGAAUCGCUCGAGGAGCUUAUCGGAUGCUUGCUGGCGAUGAUCGUACCACCGGAGGCGCACAAAUCUACCGCCCCUGCGUACGGCGAGUGUACGGUGGUGUUUCUGCUCGAGCUGCUGGUGAAGGUGUUGAUACAGAACCGCGACCGACUGUUGCCGGUUUGGGCGCGGGUGCAGGAAAAGCUGUACACCCUGUUGGUGGGUGCGUCCACGAACGAGUACACCUAUCUGCUGCAGCGCACCACCGUUGCCCUGCUCAAGCUGGCCAUCUAUCUGAUGCGCAACGAGGAAAUCUGCUCCACCAUACUGCAGAGUUUGCGCAUGCUGCUGGCACUGCGGCCGGCCGUCAUACUGGCCAUCUCGAAACCGAUCUCGAUCGGUAUGUACGAGCUGCUGAAAACAAGUGCCCAAAACAUCCACACCGAAGCCGAUUGGGUGAUCGUGUUUACCGUGCUGGAAUGCGUCGGAGCAGGCGCAAUGCCGCCGGAUUACUCCACCGAGCAGCAGGGCGCGGUUAGUGGUGCCAAAUCGGACAGUGCGCUAAGCAGCGAGGAAGAUUCGGGUCUGCCCGACCGUGGCUACAUUUCCGACUCGGAGCUGAGCACGGCCACGCUACCUUUGGUAAGGCCGGUAGCGCCAGCUUCCACUCCGGCACCACCCGUCCCAAGCAGCCCGACCACGGGCGAUGCAUGGAUCAUGGUCAACAAGGAUGCGAUCGAUCUUGUGCCGGGUGGAUCCGGUGGCCAGUCGCCCGCCACCUCCGUUCGACACUCGAUUCAGUACCACUGUAAGCUGCUCGAGCACUCGCCGUUUGCGCUGGUGAAAUGUUGGGAAAGUCUGGCGUUUAUCGUGCGCAACGUGGCUCACAUUACGCCUUACAACUUUGAGAGCUGCGUGCGCUGCAUACGCACCUUUGUGGAAGCGUCCAUGGGCCAGACGCACCAUCAGCGUGAGUACCACCAGACGAGUAAAAGGAAGCCCGGAUCAUCGGCCAAGGACCGUCAGCGGAAGCGCGAAGGGGCAGCGCACCAGGGCGGUGCCGGAAUGUCCUCAUCCUCCUCCUCGUCACUCGCCCUGGACAGCAGCGAUAGUGAGUCGGAAGAGCUUCCGGAGCGUUAUCAGUCGAUAUCGAUUCAACUGCUCGAUUUGAUGCACACGCUACACACCCGCACGGCCCAGAUCUUCCGCUGGUGGGCCGAAGAAGGCGGCGCUGUGCCACAGUGCGCCUCGCUCUGGUCGCAGGGCUGGUGUCCGCUGCUGCAAGGCAUAGCACGGCUUGCGACGGAUCAUCGGCGACAGGUGCGCACCAGCGCCAUCACCUGCCUGCAGCGCGCUUUACUCGUCCAAGAUCUGCAGACGUUGACCGGAUUGGAGUGGGCGGGAUGUUUCAAGCAGGUGCUGUUCCCCUUGCUCCAAGAGCUGCUGCAGGAGAAGGCAACCGGUCCAGUUGAGGUAUCGCUGCUGGAAGAAUCCCGCAUUCGGACGGCCACGAUCAUGUCCAAAGUGUUUCUCCACCACCUGACGCCGUUGAUCGCGUUGCCCAACUUCCAGGAGCUGUGGCUGGAAAUACUGGACUAUUUCGAGCGGUUUAUGACGGCUGGCUCGGACAUGCUGUACGAGGCGGUGCUGGAAAGUCUCAAGAACAUGCUGCUCGUUAUGCAUUCGGUUUGCGUGUUUCACAACACGGACGGUGUGACGCAUUCGUUGCUGUGGGAUGUCACCUGGCAGCGGAUAUCCGGCUUUUUGCCCACGCUCAAGGAUGAACUGUUCAAGCACGAAGCCGCUCGAUCAUCGGUUAGUAUUGGUGGUAGUUCGGCAACAGGAAGUGCGGGCUCUGGAGCAUCCCACACCGGCCCAACGGUUCCACCGACGCUCGCCGGGGAGCAGCAGCACAUUCUCGAAGGCGGACAGAUCAAUAACAGCUCGGCCGUAACGGAAAGUAUUAAUCCGCGCGUUGUGCUCCAUCCCGUACCCGGUUCGACCGGUUCCGUACUGUCCUCUUCACCGCCGGAUGCAUUCGUUCCGCAGCAUCCGGGCCAUCCGGUGUCGUCGACGGUUGAAGUGCAUCGCACACCCGUCCACCGAGUAGCGCCCAGCAAUUUGCUUAUGAGCAACACGGCAACGAGCGAUUUUAAUGCACUGCCGCUGAUGUUGCCGCGUGUCACAACGUUACCACCGCCACCGGCAGCAUUACCAAUUCUCGGACAGCAGGAGGAUACACUGAACGUGCUGCUACCGUCUCCCGGAAGGGAUUCGAUGGCGCAACAAAACCAAACACCCGUUGCGUCAAACAUCAUUGAACUACCGGGAUGCGCGGGAGCGGCUCGUACACAGCAUUUGCCAAGCACACCGGACGCUAAAAAGCGCGAACCGGAAAGUGAGCCUUCGCCAGCCACUGCCGCAAUGAUCCCCGACCUAGAAGCUGGCAAUGUGCCGCUGAGCCAUCGUUUGGCAGGUUCGCAGUACCCUUCGCUGCAGCACGUACCGAUCGGUAUUGCGCAAAGCUUCGCACCGAUCUUCGUACAGCCAAAUCCGCUUCCGGCGGAAGCAUCCGACAUCUACUCGGACUACAUUAACGAUCCGUACAAUCUGACACUGCAAAUCGACAACGGUAGCGUUCCGAGCGUCGCAUCUGCAUCGAUCGAGGAAGGCCAAUCAAGCCCAACGCCGGUGGCGGCAACGCUAAUGACGACAACAACGACGGCAGCGACGACGACGCCGACACCAGCGCCGUCUGCGCAGUUGGCGAACGUAUUUCAAUCUGCGCAGUAUUUUAGUUUCCCGGCCAGUGGCCGUAUACCGCCCGGCUCGGAGAUGCUUUUCGGCGAACCGUAGACCCGUGCUUUUGUUCGGAGUUCUUAUUUUAAAUAGUGAACAUUCCUAGCAACCGCUUUUCAUUGUCGCUGACGAUUGUCGGUUGUUGUUGUGCCAGAGCAGGGGCGGCAACUUUUAGCAAAUUUACGUGCGGGGGAGCAGUCUGCAGCAUGAGUGAGACACAACCAACACUGGGCGCGCGGGUUAGGUGCGAUCGAAGCGCAGUCUUUUUCCGAAUUUUUGAAACGAUAAGGAAUGCAUAUUUCUUACGUAAAGCAGCACUUCCAUUGCUUCUAUCGUCGGACGGAGCUAGCUACUCGGUGUCUCUAGCGCCAUGGUAGCGCCAACGUAUUUAUAGGUGGCCACUUCCGUUCUGUUAGCAAAUUAGCGACUCGUAUUGUUUAUCACGCCGGCCGGAAGAGCGUUCUAAGGCUGGCGCUUGUUGUUCAAUUUUAAUUCCACUGUUUUGUGUCUUGUUUAGGGUUUUCCAAUUUAACACUAUCCGUUCCCGAUCUGUUGAAGCACCACUACUAGCAUCAUCACUCCCCCCGGGGGAGGGCAUGGGUAUAGAGGAGGUAGAGCUCUUAUUUAACCACAUGGUACUUGUUUUUAUCAAAUUAUCGCUCAGCUCAUUGAUGGUCUCGUCUUGGGAAGCUUGGAACACAAUUCACGAACGGCAUGCGUGGAGUAGACGGACACACACGCACGAAUGUCCCCUCUAACAUACAUUGUACGAUGUUCGAUAGCGAAAUGAGAUCAAAGUUUAAGAAAUAAAUAUAUUACCAAGUA